Juglans microcarpa x Juglans regia is the source of this 3509-nucleotide messenger RNA. Its product is annotated as protein argonaute 1-like. Lineage: Eukaryota; Viridiplantae; Streptophyta; Magnoliopsida; Fagales; Juglandaceae. Bases 180 to 3401 code for a protein of 1073 amino acids. Gene Ontology annotation, molecular function: protein binding; RNA binding. The record is from RefSeq and is a predicted model, not a curated record. Gene Ontology annotation, cellular component: cytoplasm. The transcript has 22 exons. Gene Ontology annotation, biological process: regulatory ncRNA-mediated post-transcriptional gene silencing.
UUUUUUAUUAGCAUUAUUUAUAAAAAAAAAAACUUAAAUAUUAUUCAAGUUGCGAGCUCAGUCUCUCUCUGUUCCUCUCUCACUUAGCUCGGUUUUCUCAGAGAGAGAGAGAGAGAGAGAGAGAGGGGUAUUUUUGAAGGGGGAAAAAGUGGUUUUCCGGGAGCGGUUUCUGAGACAUCAUGGGGAGGAAGAAGAGAACCGGACUUCCAAGUCGGGGUGAGAGCUCACAGUCUCAGCAGGAAAGUAGUGGUGGUGAUGGUGGUAGUGGUCGGGGUUACCAACCACGCCCUGCUGAGCGGAGUGCUCCACCCCAGCAGCAACAUGGAGGAGGAAACCAAGGAGGUAGAGGUUGGGGCCCCCAAGGAGGUCGUGGAGGUUAUAGUGGGGGGCGCAGCGGUCGGGGAAUGCCGCCGCCGCAGCAGUAUGGUGGGCAACCUGAAUAUCACGGCCAGGGAAGGGGAGGUCCACCCCAGCAAGGUGGUCGUGGAUGGUUUGGCGGUGGUGGCCGUGGCGGCAUGAGUAGGGGCCUUGGCGUAGGACCUUCCCCACCGAGACCAUCAGAUCCCGAGCUUCCCGAACUGCACCAAGCAAUCCAGGUUCCACAUCAACCAGGGGUCCUUCCGCCUGGGCGCAUGUCAUCUGAGGCGAGUUCAUCUACCCGACCAAUCGAGUCAUCUCAAGUGGCCCGGCAGUUUGAAAAACUCGCCAUCGAAGGAGUUUCCAGCCAGGCAAUUCAACCUGUGCCACCAUCUAGCAAAUCAAUGAGGUUCCCUCUUCGGCCGGGCAAGGGUAGCACUGGAACAAAGUGUAUAGUUAAGGCUAAUCACUUCUUUGCUGAAUUACCAGACAAAGAUUUGCACCAGUAUGAUGUUACUAUUACUCCUGAGGUGACAUCUCGUGUAGUCAACAGAGCUGUAAUGGGACAGCUCGUGAAAUUAUACAGAGAAACACAUCUUGGAAAGAGGCUCCCUGCCUAUGAUGGGCGAAAGAGUCUGUAUACUGCUGGGCCGCUCCCUUUUCAAUCAAAGGAGUUUAAGAUUGUACUUAUAGAUGAAGAUGAUGGAUCUGGUGGCCAAAGGAGAGAUAGAGAAUUCAAAGUUGUGAUAAAAUUUGCUGCACGUGCAGACCUGCACCAUUUAGGACUCUUUUUGCAGGGUAGGCAAGCCGAUGCACCGCAGGAAGCACUUCAGGUUCUUGAUAUUGUCCUGCGUGAAUUACCUACUUCUAGACCUAGGUACUGUCCUGUGGCUCGUUCCUUCUAUUCCCCUGAUCUGGGAAGAAGGGAGUCUUUGGGUGAGGGGUUGGAGAGUUGGCGUGGUUUCUAUCAAAGCAUUCGUCCAACUCAGAUGGGACUGUCUCUGAAUAUUGACAUGUCUUCGACUGCUUUCAUUGAGCCAUUGCCGGUAAUCGAUUUUGUAACACAGCUGCUGAAUCGGGACGUUACUUCUAGGCCAUUAUCUGAUUCCGAUCGUGUAAAGAUAAAAAAGGCCUUACGAGGAGUUAAAGUUGAGGUUACACAUCGCGGAAACAUGCGAAGGAAGUACCGGAUAUCUGGUUUAACAUCACAGGCAACACGGGAGCUGACGUUUCCUGUUGAUGAAAGAGGAACGGUGAAAUCUGUGGUCGAGUACUUUUAUGAAACAUAUGGCUUUGUGAUUCAACAGUCACAAUGGCCUUGUCUGCAAGUUGGGAACCAACAGAGACCAAAUUAUUUGCCAAUGGAGGUUUGCAAGAUAGUUGAGGGUCAGAGGUAUACCAAAAGGCUGAAUGACAAACAGAUUACUGCUUUACUGAGGGUGACCUGCCAGCGACCUCAGCAAAGGGAGAAUGAUAUAAUGAAGACAGUUCGUCACAAUGCGUAUGAUGAUGAUCCUUAUGCAAAGGAGUUUGGCAUUAAAAUCAGUGAGAGGCUGGCUACAGUUGAAGCUCGUACUCUUCCUGCACCAUGGUUGAAAUAUCAUGAUACAGGCAGAGAAAAACAUUGCCUGCCACAAGUUGGGCAAUGGAAUAUGAUGAAUAAGAAAAUGGUCAAUGGGGGAGUAGUCAACAAUUGGAUUUGCAUAAAUUUUUCACGGGGCGUGCAAGACAGUGUAGCCCAUGGGUUUUGCCAUGAACUUGCUCAAAUGUGUUGCAUUUCCGGCAUGGCAUUUAAACUUGAACCAGUGCUUCCACCAGUGACUGGGCGUCCUGACCACGUCGAUAGAGUCCUGAAAACUCGGUUCCAUGAUGCCAUGACUAAGCUCCAGCCUCAGAGAAAAGAGCUUGACCUUGUUAUUGUUAUUUUGCCAGAUAACAAUGGAAAUCUUUAUGGUGAUUUGAAACGGAUCUGUGAGACAGAUCUUGGACUCGUUUCCCAAUGCUGUUUGACAAAGCACGUAUUUAAAACAAAUAAGCAACAAUAUCUGGCAAAUGUGGCAUUGAAGAUAAAUGUCAAGGUGGGAGGGAGGAAUACUGUGCUUGUUGAUGCACUCUCGAGGCGUAUACCUUUAGUCAGUGACCAGCCUACCAUAAUUUUUGGUGCUGAUGUUACCCAUCCUCAUCCAGGAGAGGAUUCAAGCCCAUCAAUUGCUGCCGUUGUGGCAUCUCAAGAUUGGCCAGAAAUCACAAAGUAUGCUGGUUUGGUUUGUGCUCAAGCCCAUCGACAAGAACUGAUCCAAGAUCUCUUCAAGACAUGGCAGGAUCCUGUAAGAGGGACAGUGUCUGGUGGCAUGAUUAAGGAACUACUCAUAUCUUUCCAUUCAGCAACUGGGCAGAAACCAAAACGUAUCAUAUUUUACAGGGAUGGUGUGAGUGAAGGGCAGUUCUAUCAAGUCUUGCUGUAUGAACUUGAUGCUAUCCGAAAGGCUUGUGCCUCUUUGGAGCCGAACUAUCAACCUCCUGUGACUUUUGUCGUUGUUCAGAAGCGCCAUCACACAAGGUUGUUUGCCAACAACCAUCGGGACCAAAAUACAGUUGAUAGGAGUGGAAACAUAUUGCCUGGCACUGUUGUAGAUUCCAAAAUUUGUCACCCAACUGAAUUUGACUUCUACCUUUGUUCUCAUGCUGGAAUUCAGGGCACAAGUCGUCCAGCUCAUUACCAUGUACUCUGGGAUGAGAACAAGUUUACAGCCGAUGGGCUGCAGUCCCUUACAAAUAAUCUUUGCUACACGUAUGCAAGGUGCACUCGCUCUGUCUCCAUUGUGCCCCCUGCAUACUAUGCCCAUCUAGCUGCUUUCCGGGCACGGUUCUAUAUGGAUGCAGAGUCCUCAGAAAGUGGCUCCAUGACAAGUGGUGCUGCUGGAGGACGUGGGGGCAUGGGCGGAGCAGGUCCACGAAGCACUCGUCUACCAGGAGCAAAUGCUGCUGUUCGACCCUUACCUGCACUCAAGGAGAAUGUCAAGAGGGUCAUGUUCUACUGUUAGGCUUGCUGGUCCCUGGUGGAGACAAAAUAAUAUGGGUUAUUGUUAUACUUACUUUUUGAAACUGUUCUGUUAGCUUCCUGUAAGCUAUAUAUCUGUGAAACUGCCUGA